This is a messenger RNA of Linepithema humile (Argentine ant), 2235 nucleotides long. The record is from RefSeq and is a predicted model, not a curated record. NCBI's taxonomy places the organism in Eukaryota, Metazoa, Arthropoda, Insecta, Hymenoptera, Formicidae.
UAUUAAUAUAAAGAUUCAGUGCAAGAUAUAAUUUAUAGUGGGCUUACGUUCGAAUGAAUCUUCGGAAGUAAAAUGUAAAACUUCCUAAUCUGGAUUUCGCAAGUUAUAUAAUAAAAAUACCAAAUCAAAUAAAAGCCGAUUAAACUAAUAAGAAAAAUAUACAAGGCUGACAAGGCUGUUAUUUUAAUAUUUACAUUUUAUAAAAUUGAGUAAGUGAUAGAUAUCAACAGCAAUAAAAAAUAAGAAAACAUUUGUGAAACAAAUAUGGAAUACAGUGCAGAAUUUUUUACAUCGAAUUUGUUUAAGAAAAUGGACAGGCUUCCACCAUUCAAUACCACAGAAAGAGGUAUAGGCAGAAAUUGGUGUGCGUGGAAACAAAAUUUUUUACAUUUUCUCCAAACAGAAGAUCCCACAGAGCAUUAUAAAAAACAAUGGUCGACUAUCUUAUUAAAGUUGAUUGAUCCCUCCAGAGAACAAGUAUUUCGGUAUCUUCCCAAGGAAGAUAAUUUAACAGAAAAUUUUGAGUUAUUGUUACGUAAUUUAGAUGUAUAUUUUAUUUUUGGGACUAGAAAAAAGAAGAGAGAUGAAAACAUUGAUAAAUAUAUUGAUAACUUGAUGCUUAUUGCUAUUGGAAGCAAUCACAGUGAUCCUGUAAGCGUUGUGAAAGAAAAAAUUAUACAAGAUAUCAAAUAUUGUAAUUUCACGGAAAAAGCAAUGCUCUUCGUCCAGUCCAAAGGAACAAACUUAGUAUCAUAUUUACAAUCAUUGAACCUCCACAAAAUAAUGUUAUUUUGGAAACAAUGCGAAGAAAAGUCACAAGAAGAUUGCGGAAAUGCACGAAAUCAGAUCUCUCCACCUCUUCUCAGAUGUAUGCGAUCGGCUGAAAUGGAAUGUGUUCGUUGUGGUGGUCACCACAGCAGGAAUCGUUGUCCAGCUCAUGGAAUACAAUGUGACAACUGUAAGGGAUACAACCACUUCAAAGAAAAUUGUCGAGUAAAGUAUGUAUCCAACUGCACCAAGUGUGGAACAAAUCACGUUCAGUCACGUUGUCUCGCUUACGGCGAAUUGUGCACCAAUUGUGGUAAAUCGAACCAUUUCUCAUGGUUGUGUCGGGUACCUAUUGUUAGAGAUUGUCCUAGAUGUGGCUUUGAUCACGCUGUAUCCAUGUGUCCAGCACAGGGUAAAAUAUGCACUCGUUGUAAUAAGCCUAAUCACUUCAAGGAAAAAUGCUUGAGCAAUGUAAGUGAUGAAGAAGAAUAAUGUAAUAUCGGUGCUGUUUUCAAGUUUCUAAAAGGUGAUGUUACACAAGUCAUCUAUAACUUAAUCUUAAUGACAGAUUCUAUGAUUUGUCUGGAAUCAACUUUUUCUGAGUAAAAAUGUGAACAGAAGUUAUGAUUAUGCAACUUUUCAAUUUUUGUUAUAUAUCUUCAUAAAUAAAUUUUAAAAUUCCGUCAAGAUGAAAAUUAUUUGAAACUAAUUGAAAAGUAUGGUUUCGUUACCUAUUUAAUUUUUUAAACUUAUAAAAUGCCUUUUUGUAACUAUCAGAAGCUAAUGAUUCCGAAUUUAUCGAAGAAUUUGUUAUUAAAAUUAAAAUUACUACUUGUGUCUUGUAUGCUGUAAUAAGAAGAAAAAGACACAAUAUUUUAAUGAUAUAUCUUCCUUACAUACAUAUUUGUUUUUUAAACUAUAUUAUUUUAAAAUAUUAAUUUAGGAAAAAGUUUGAUUAUCUUCUGUUAUAAGUGCAAAAGUUAUAAUUAGAAAAAAAAAAACAUUUUUACUGAUUUGAAAUCAAAACUGCUCUGUUUCACACUAGACAUAACUAUAUAUUUACAUUUUUUUUAAAUAAUUGCAAAUAGCAAAUAUGUGAUUAAUAGAAGUUUAGUUAUAUUACUGUUAAUUUAGCAUGUAAUUAUUAUGAAUAGAAAAGAUUCCACAAAAUGAAGUGUACACAGAAAUUGUGAAACAUGAAAGUAUUGAUUUAUUUUUAAUAUUGCUAAUAUUGAUGGAGAUUUUCAUCAAUAGAUUUAUAUUUUAUUAUAUAUUUUAUUUUUACUGUUCAAGAGAUUAUUAUAGUUAUUUUUUUCAAUAGAAUAUUACUUUGUGCAACUAUCUAUAUUACUAUUUAGAUACUACAAAAGUUAUAUAUUAUUAAUUUUUCAUUAUUUUAUGUAAAUGUUAAAAUAACUGAUAAGGCGUUUGUGUAUUGUAACAUUAAAUAAAGACAUCUGACAAUGA